Messenger RNA from Heterotrigona itama, 4549 nucleotides. Lineage: Eukaryota; Metazoa; Arthropoda; Insecta; Hymenoptera; Apidae. The record is from the annotation of a GenBank genome assembly.
AUGUUUGGUAAAUAUCGUGAUUUCGUUUUGAAGCACGGAUUUUAUUCCUGAGAUGACACUUUCAUAUUUACUUAGUUAGUUUUCACUUAGUUAGAUCGUCUGAUACAUUUCACCGAAAUAUAUUCUUCUACCAUAUGUAUUUCCUUUCUUUCUGUCUGUCAGGUUGUUGUUGGUGCUGUUCAGCCUUACGCCCGCGAUAUAAACGACUUGUUGACAAUAUUUUUCCAGUAAAUCCUCAGGUGAGCUUCAUGUUUUUUAUGUUCAAAAUUAUUCAACAAUCCUUGUACAUCCUUGUACAUUAUCUUCCAUAAUGAAUACCUGACAUUGUACAUUAAGUAAUUCAUGUUUCUCUUAAACAGGAGUUGCUUUAUUUAAUAUAAAAAAAAAAAAAAUACUUUUUGGAUAAUUGAACAUAUUUGUUGAAACAUCAAUAGACUUCUAUGACUUCUAUGAGUUGUUCUCUAGUUUUCCUUUUUUAAAAUUAAAUUUCGUGCUAAUUCUGGUAUUAUUCUAUUUAUAUAUGAUAUCGUGUUAUUAUUAAAAGAUUUACACGCAUAAAUAAAAGGAAAGAGCGUCUCGUGAUAUAAUUAUUUUUAAUACAUCAUUGAACGAUAAAAUUAUUAAUAUCCAAUUUAGUUUUCACUUACUGAUUCUAAGUUUAAAACAUCAAUCUUUCUUUCUAUAUAAUCUAUGUAAUAUAAAGUUAAUAUUCAGUAUUCUUUUAUAAAUUGAUACUUUUUUAUUAGGAUGGCUUAGUGAAAAAUAAUAUGGAAAAACUGACCUUUUAUUCGCUAAGCAGUCCUGAAAAAUUAGACAGAAUUGGAGAAUAUUUGUUCCAAAGGGCUUCCAGGGAUAUUUACAGGAGAAGAAAUGGAUUUGUUGUUAUUGCCAUGGAAGCAAUGGAUCAGCUUCUAGUAGCGUGCCAUGCUCAGACAUUAAACCUGUUUGUUGAAAGUUUUUUAAAGAUGGUACAGAAAUUGUUGGAAUCUACGGAUCCGCAAUUACAAAUACUGGCAACCCAGUCUGGUGUUGUAAGGAAAACGCUUUCUGAUGAUUUGGUAGAAAACAUUUGGGAACCUGUACACAUGGAUAAAAUUGUUCCUUCGUUGUUGUAUAAUAUGCAAAAUUCAAGAUAUUCUAGUAAAGAAGAUGCAACGCCAGAUAGCCCAACUGAAGGACGAUCUGAUCCGCCACAAUUUGCAGAAACUUGUAUGCGAGAACUCGUUGGACGAGCAUCAUUUGGUCAUAUUAAAUGUGUCAUUCGACCUGUUUUAAGUCACAAUACUCUUACACAGUUGUGGAAGCAUUAAUGACUCAUCUUGAUGAUCAUUCGAAAUCAUCGCCCAAGAUUCGAACAAGUAUCGCAGACACUUUAUCUAAAAUUAUUUCCAUUGCAGCUGGUGAAAGUGUUGGUCCUUCUGUUUUGGAGAUAAUAAAUUCUCUGCUAUCUCAUCUUCGAGUUAGUGUAACAAGAAAUCAAUCUUCAAGCAAUGACGAACAAUUGUAUCAAGAGGCUCUUAUUAAUGCUCUUGGAGAAUUUGCAAAUCAUCUUCCAGAUUAUCAAAAAAUAGAAAUUAUGAUGUUCAUAAUGAGCAAAGUCCCAUACAGUCAACCAGAUCGUAUAGUUUCAGUUGGUAAAGGCGAUGUAUUACUCCAAAGUAUUCUUCUAAAAUCUCUUUUGAAAGUUGGCACAAAAUAUCAAACUAUACAUUUGAAUACAACUUUUCCACCAAGUUUUUUGGAGCCAUUAUUAAGAAUGUCACUCGCAGCAGAUGCUGAAAUGCGACUUUUAGUACAAAAAAUCUUUCACACCUUAAUCGACAGACAUCAGAAUAUUAUCAAACUUGCGAGACCUACAGUAAAUGUUGCACAACUUGAUCUUACAAUUGAAAAAGCAUCCAGACCAGACGUGAUCUUUAUUCGUAAACAUGGCCCUGAAAUCUAUUUAGCGUUAUACGAAUCGUUAGAAUUGGCAAGUAAUAAAGUGGAAAACGUAGAAUCUAUAUAUACAACAUUGGCAUUACUUGCCGUGGAAUUGGCUUCUGAAGAAACUGUGUUAGAGUUACUGAGAUUAGUACUGAGUCUUCAAGAUUUAGCUUUAACAAGUAGCCAAAUCAGUGUUUCACUCAAAUUUAAUUUACACGCUAUUGUCAUCAGUUUGCUUGUACUAAUAUCUUACGUUUGUAAUAUUACUUCGCUAAUGGAUUACGCGAGCAAGGUUGUAGAAGUACGACGGAAGGAAGCACCUCAUCUUUUGCCUGAUUUGCAAUCUCAGUAUGAUACUGGCUUAUCUUUUAGAUUAGCACCCGCCCUAUUAGUUGAUCAAACUGUUUUAAGCGAGUGUUUGAAAGGAGCUGGUCUUGACAGUGGAAAAUUGCAACAAGGAUCUGGUUAUAGUAGUAUCUCGCUACAACAUCGACACUCGUGGGUCGACAGUGCUGGGCGAAAUUCGUUAGGCGAUAUUAAUUCUGGUGCUACAGAAUUAGAUAGUGGCGGUUCAUCUCCUGGUGUUCAAAAAGUACAUUCCUUACAUAAAUUACCAGGAGAAGAGUUAACUUUUGAAAGUAUGAAACGAAUUUUAACAGAAAAUAACAAUAAUCAUGUCAUGGAAGAAGAAAAACGAUUACAAUUAUCGCACUUGUUUAGAAACGCACCAUUUCAGGAUUUGGUAUCAAAAACACAACCGAAGCAUGAUGUUUUACAAAGUAAACUAUCAGAAAUAUUUAAUACAUUAUCCGUUGAUCCACGAAAUACAAGCCAACCAAGUGGACCACCAACAGAUACUAAACCAAGUCAAGCCCCAGCUUAUGAAAUACAUUUCCCAGAAUUAUUUGUUUAUUAAAAUAACGAGUUUUUUGUUUGCUGUGACAUUUUUAUUAAGUUAAGAAUAUUACAAUGGCUAUAUGUCAAUUAUGAUCAAACUAAUUUAUUUGUACAUUUUAUGUUAAAAAACUGUGGAACAACAUUUGUACAUAUAGUGCAUUUUGAUAUCAUUUAAUGCAUAUAAUAUUUGUUUAAUAUUAAUUACAUUUGUGUAUAUAUAUAUUUUCUUUAUAAAUAAUUAAUAUUUAUUAUAAUUAUUACUACAAUAAGUAUUAUUUCAAUUUUGGUAAAUUUAUUGCUCGUUAUGCUAUCAAAGAUAUUAAAACUAAUUUGAAAUUAUUUCAUAAUUAUAACGUGUAAACUAGUGGUGUGUAAUAAUGUAACACAUUCCUUUUGCGUAAUUUGUACUGACACGUUUACGCAUUAAUACCAUUAUUUGUACGAUAUAUAGUAUAUUGUUAAUGUUAUUUUAUCAACAAAAUUCAUUUUAAUAUCUACACACCACUGGCGCAAUAUUGUAUAAAAAUGUAACAAAAUUUUGAAAUAACAUAGUUGAAAGAAACGGUUAUUAUACAAAGUUAAAAUAUUCAAAACAAAUCAAAUUUAUUGAAUACACUGAAAUCAAAAUGAUAUAUGUAUAUAUAAACACAAAAAAUUUAAAUUACAAUAGAUAAAUAUUAAUCAUGGGCUAAUAAAUAUAUUCAUAUACUUGAUGACAAGACAAUCUUUUUUAUUGAAUUUUUCUGUGUAAAGGUUCAUACUAUUACAUUAUCAAUAAUUAUUUCCUUUUGGAUCAUUGAAAGAUUUUGUACAAAAUAUCCAAGUGAUUGUUUAUCAAGUACUAUGUAAUUGGAAUGAACACAGAUGUCAGAUUACAUGUUGGAUGCUUCAAGAUUUAUUUAAUUCAAUUACUCAUAACAGGAAUGCAAUUAGCCUCGAAAACGAGCAAUGUAAAUUUUAAUGUUAUAAUGUAAAAAUGUAAAAAAUGUUCUAAUAUCGCACAUUGGUCAUUGAUGAUUUCUGUACAAUUGUAGUUUAAUUUGGAGUUUAUAUAAUUGUGCAAUCGUGGAAAAAACAGAAUUUCGUUUUUCUCUUUUGGUUUUUAUGAGCAACCAAAUUAAGGUCAGUAUGUAAAACAUACCAUUCAUGCAAUAACUACUUAACAUAAUGCAAUUUGAAGCGUUUAGUUAUCUGUGGUUCUGAUGUGUGCAAUCAAUUUAAUACACCUUGGAAAAUUCUUCAAGGUUCCACUUUCAAUAAUUCCACAUCAAAGAUAAGAACGGCAUUUGGAGGAAUAACUCCAGGAUGCCCACGGCUACCAUAGGCAAAAUCUGGUGUGCAAGUUAGCUUUGCUCGUUCUCCGACACACAUUUGAGCAACACCUUGGUCCCAGCCUUUGAUAACUUCUCCUUUACCUAUUUUGAAUUUAAAUGGUACUCCACGGUCCCUGCUUGAGUCAAAUUUCUUCCCGUUGUCAAGUGAGAAAGAACUUCUACAUCCACGCCCAUGACUAUGUAUUUUAUGUUACAGAAAUCGGAUUUCUAACGAAGAAAUAAGUAAAUUUUAUUAUACAAAAUGGGCGAUUCGUAUUGCUAAGCAGAAUUCACAUAAAUGCGAGUCUCGUGUCUGCAAAAAACGAUACUAAGUCCAAUGCCGUUCAAUGAAUAUAACAAGGUAACUGAAGAUACCCUCGGGAAAGAAAUUUUAACUGGAAAAGCCGCCGUUA